AUGCCUUCAAAAGAUCGUCAAAAGCGCAAAAAUCGUCGGCUAAGACAUUUAGCUGACCCUAACCCAAACUGCUCUCUUCAGAGCACUGAUCAGGAUGUCCAACCAGAGCAUUCUGAUCAGAAUCUUGAUCUGGGAAACCAAAACUGCUCUCUUCAGAGCAAUAUAUCUCUCAACCCGCUUCAGGGUGGUGAAUCAUCUUCUAUUUCUUCUCUUCCUUCUUCUCUUCAUGAUCAUUCUUUUCAUUUUAACUUUGAUAAUGUAAAUAUUUUUGAUGCAACUGUUGACCCGGGUCCUCCUCAUACUCCAACAACCCCACUCACCCCUUUUUCCCUUACUUCCGAGGCCGUUGCGCCAAGGAAACAGAGGAAGACUAGAGAGUCCUCUGUUGACACUGAAAGUUUAUUGUCCUCAAUUGAUUCUUCGUCUGUUUUUUCUUCCCGUGCAUCCUCUCCAAAUAAUUCUAUUGCCACUAAACGUGGUCGCCCUAAAAAGAAAACGAGAGGAACCACGGGAAGACCCAAGAAACAACCUCAACCUCCUCAACCACCUCAACCACCCCAGGUUCCCAUGGGCUUUCAUGGAACUUCGUGA
This is a messenger RNA of Meloidogyne enterolobii, 591 nucleotides long. The record is from the annotation of a GenBank genome assembly. Lineage: Eukaryota; Metazoa; Nematoda; Chromadorea; Rhabditida; Meloidogynidae.